Molecule: messenger RNA, 2272 nt
Organism: Hypomesus transpacificus
Lineage: Eukaryota; Metazoa; Chordata; Actinopteri; Osmeriformes; Osmeridae
Gene: abhd11
Product: abhydrolase domain containing 11
Exons: 6
Coding region: 128-1054 (308 amino acids)
Cellular component (GO): mitochondrion
Source: RefSeq, a predicted model, not a curated record
CUGGUUUCAUUAGCCGCACAAGCUCGCUCUCCUCCACUGUCACUGUGAAAGCGGUUAGCUAGAAAAUACUGCUGCCGAAUUUGAAACAUAUGUUGUCAAUCAAUCAAUUUAUCUAUCACGACCUGUCAUGAGUGUUUUGUGUCGCAUAAUUCAGAGAGGACUUCUCAACGGACGGACAUCAUGUCGGUUUGCAACGGGACAGCGAGACAUCUUUGGUGGCGUGCCUCUGAUGUCUCGUUCAGUUGCUUCCAACUGCCCUGUCAACCUGACCUAUGACGUGUUUGACGGGAAAGGAGAGAACACGCCUCUUGUGUUCCUACACGGUCUGUUUGGCAGCAAAUCUAACUUCCACUCAAUUGCCAAAUCCCUUGUGCAACGGACAGGCAGGAAGGUGCUGACAGUGGAUGCCCGUAACCAUGGUACCAGCACGCACAACCCAGAGUUGACCUACGAGGCAAUGACUAGUGACCUGAAACACCUGCUUGCCCAGCUGCACAUUGGGAAGUGUGUCCUAAUUGGACACAGCAUGGGAGGCAAGGUAGCCAUGACGACCGCUCUGUCGCAGCCCAGUCUAGUGGAGAGGUUGGUGGUGGUGGACAUCAGCCCAGCUCAGACCACCACACGCACCAACUUCCGCUCCUACAUUCAAGCCAUGAAGGAUGUGAAGAUCUCCAGUGACAUCCCUCGCUCCACUGCAAGACGUAUGGCUGAGGACCAGCUUCGCAAACUGGUCAAGGAGCACUCAGUGCGUCAGUUCUUGUUGACCAAUCUAGUGGAGCAGAAUGGUCAAUAUGCAUGGAGGGUCAACUUGGAUGCCAUCUCGGCGCACCUUGAUGACAUCAUGAGCUUUCCGGACUUUCCUAACACCUACGAGGGUCCCACUCUUUUUUUGGGUGGAGCCAGCUCUGCUUACAUCAGCUCCGAUGACUACCCAGAGAUCCAAAGGUUGUUCCCUUGUGCAGAUAUACAGUACAUCCCUGAUGCAAGCCACUGGAUCCAUGCUGACAAACCUCUAGACUUCAUUAGUUCCAUCAUAUCCUUCCUGCAGUCCUAGCUCCUAUUACGGAACCCCUCAGCUACGCUCGACCACAGCAAACAGACAGUCAGGGGGUGUGGCAUCACCAACAAGAGACAGAGAGUGCUAAAUGCUAAUCCAGGACCAACCUCACCCUGUCAGUGCAGUUAGUCCUCCUUGCAUUCUUAUUAAUACUCUCAAGGAUACAGUGUACAAAUGUCUGUUAAUGCACUUACUAAUUGCAUUUUAGUUAGAUAGGUACAUAGUUUAGGUAGAUAGAUUAGGUAGAUUUUGGUAUUUAUAUGGAUGGAAUAGAUGGUCAGAAACAUUUUACGUAGAUAAGUUGAUAGAUGCCUAGAGUUGCAGUUUUAGGAUAAGGGAAAUAUUUUGGGCUAUUUACUAAUCCAAAGAGCCUCCCAUUGUUGCACAAUAGCGUACUGUAUCUCAAAUCAAUUCAUAUCAGCACAGAAGAAUGGCUUUUGGUCAAUUCUAAUGUAGGUAUUCUUGGUCCAGCUGUUCUGUCUGAGCUCCUUUCAGGUAUGAGUGAUAAGGGAUGUUGGCAGUAGAUGGGGGGAAAAAGAACAUUCCUAAACCAUACUACUGGAUAAUAGCACAGUGCUUAGGGAGGAGUCAGAUGGGCAUCAAGUAAAGCAGCACUGGGUCUGUGAUGGAAAGAUUCAGCAACGCCUCCAUCUCUCCAGACACCAUUGUUCAUAGAGUAACCCAUUUAUUUUAUUAUGAUGUUGUUUGGAAGCACUUUUAGUCUUCGGCCUGGAAUUCAUCACAGUAUUUUUUCUCACCUACUUAAAAAAAAAAAAAAUCGCCCUCAACUUUGUGUUUUGCAGAUGUGCUUGCACUUUUACAAUGUGAUGUCAACAAGAUGGCUAGCUAACUUUUUCUGCUAACACAAAUUAAGGCUAAGUUUACAGAUACUGUAUUCAGUAGAUGUCUUAAACAUCCCAGGUUACAAUACUCAAUACUCUGGCUAUACUGUACACUACACUUUAAUCUCAAGCAGCCAUUGUAGUUGUAACUGUAUAGUCUUUGUUGUUUGCAAUCUAAUCUGUGUUUUAGUGCGACAUUAUUUUGUAAUACUUAGAGCGAUAACUCUUAAUAUAACAUAAAAAGUUAUAUACUUUAUGAAUAUUCAUCAAAAGAUGUGCUGCAAAAAAUAUAUAAUGUAUCUAACAAUAUUUUUUAAUGUUGUCUGUUUUCAUCUCCUGUGUUCCUCUGUGAAAUGUGUGGGAAAAGUACAGU